CACCGUAUUCCGAGUAAUGAGAGUCGAACAGAAACUGGUGGGAAACAUGGCGAUUGAGUGACUCUGUGCUCCUCAUCACUCAACCGUCCCAUUCCAACACACGCAUCGACGGCCACCAACUCUGAUAAUGGCGAUGGAAAUCCCGAUGGAUGUGAUAAAGCAGGUGCAGAUCUCGCUUCGGAAAGAAGCGGAGCUGUCGUCGUACGACCCAGACGACACGCCGCUGCCGAAUCUACCUUCCGUCAAAGAAACGCUAGCGGAGUUGGAUCCAUCCCCGCCGUACCUGAGGUGCAAGCAUUGCAAAGGGCGGCUGCUGAGGGGCGUUCAGACGCUGACCUGCGUCUUCUGCGGCAGAGAACACUGCAAGGACCACCCUCCCGACCCCAUCAAUUUCCGGGAUACUUUUGGGUACCGUUGGCUGCUCCAGUACCUGAGCUUAAGUGGAUCGGAGAUGGUGGAUUUACCUGUUGGAGCAAAUGAAUUAAACAGAGCACAGACUGCGCCGAAGGAUGAGUUAAGUCUGGCUGAUCUCUUAAAUCUUGAAAUAAAAUGGACCUCUAAGCCAGAGAAAAUUGAGACUGAUCUCCCAAAUGAGAUCCCCAAUCUGCUCAAAUUACCAGAUUUGGCUGGAGUCAAUCUCGACAACUUUUUCUUUGAAGGAAAGAAAGAUGGUGCUUUGAGUAAUUCCGAAGAGUUGUUUGGAUCUAGCACACAGAUUGUCAGUAAAGAGAGUUUCCAAGGUCAUGAAACUCUUAGGUUGUUUGAGAAUGUAAAGCCUUUUGAGACAGUUGUGCAGACUACUGAAGGAGAGAGUGGUGAUUCUGGUUGGCCGGCAAGUUUUCAUUUUGUUGCUUCUGAAUCACAAGCUUCUGGAAACCUUCCUCAAGCUUCUGAAACCCUUCCUCUAGCUUCUAAAAACCUUCCUCAAGCUUCUGAAAUCCUUCCUCGAGCUUCUGAAAACCUCCCUCAAGCUUCUGAAAGCUUUCCCCAAGAAUCAAAAUCCCUUGACCCCUUUGUGGGUUCCACGGUGGAUCUUUCUGCCCACAUAGGCACAGUAUUUGGAACUGUAGUGGACUCAACGAAUGAAAAAUCAAACCAUAGUGUGACUGGGUCUGCAUCCAUGUCCUCCGACUGGUUUCAAGAUGAUCUGUUGGGCGUUUCCAACUCUGGGUUUUCUGGAGGGCCUGAACGGUUGGAAAUCCUUGCUGAGGUGAAGGGUGGAAUAGCUGAAAAUGUGAAUAACUCUUUUCCUGAUGGUGUUGAUUGGGUUCAAAACAACCAAUUGCAGAUCCCUAGCAACAAGGAUCUUGAUAGUAAGACUACUGUGGAGAAUGAUGAUUCGUUUGAUGCUUGGAAUGAUUUCGCAAGAUUGAGUAAUGCACCAAAUCUUGUGGAUAGUUCUGUUAAACAAGGUGGUGUGGAUUGGGUUCAAGACAACCAAUUGCAGACCACUAGCAACAAGGCUCUUGAUAAUAAGACUACUGAUGAGGAUGGUGAUUCAUUCGAUGCUUGGAAUGAUUUUGCUAGCUCGAAGAAUGCAUCAAAUCUUGCAGAUAAUUCUGUAAAACGAAGUAUUAAUCAGACGACAUCUGUUGACCACACUUCAGAAAUAAAUUUGUGCAGCACUAGCAGCUCCGGUGACUUGGAUUUUGGUAGCUUUUUGCAACCAGAUUUCUCAGCAGGAGCAUUGAACAGUUCCAACAGUUCAACUGUCGUGAAUAGAGUGCAGCUAGAGCCUUCUGUAUUAGACAGGUUGGGUGAUGCAAGCACUAACGAUGGAAAAAAAUCUGAAGAUGUGGUGGAGGGCGGAGAUGUUUCCAGCGUAAGAGCAGGGUCAAAAUCUGACGAUGUGGAGAGAAUAAUGUCACAGAUGCAUGAUGUCUCGUUUAUGCUUGAAAGCACUCUUUCAAUCCCUCCCAAGCAAGACGGAUUACAUCCGCCCUCAAAAGAUUGAGACAAAUCAAAGAAAUAUACUGGAAGUUUUUUCUACACGGCGAUCGGAAUGCCUGUGAUCGGACGGUAUGUGCAUUUUAACCAAAAGGCAGCGAGUGCAGAAAGAAUUGAAGAAGAAUAUGAAAUUUUACACGCAAAAACAAACAGAGUUGGGAAGGCGGGGUCUGUAGGACAACCGUGUGACCACUCCAAACAUCACAGGGCUAUUAGUCACUGCUCUGAUCGCACGGUCAUGGUUCAAGUACGGUAAGAAUUGUGAGUACGGAAAUGACUAUAUAAAGGCUGUUCUGGUUCAGCGCAGCGUCGAUGUGGGACUGAUGCUGUUGUUCUUUGUAUAUUUUUGCUGCUCACAAGUCACAACUAUCUGCCAAGGUUUUGCAUUCAAUUCAACCACAUUGAAGCAACUACUAUUAAAAAAAAAAAAAAAAAAAAAAAAAAAAAAGAAUCAAGGAUUCCAAUUCAGAAA
Pyrus x bretschneideri (Chinese white pear) is the source of this 2419-nucleotide messenger RNA. RefSeq lists its product as uncharacterized. The transcript is spliced from 4 exons. The record is from RefSeq and is a predicted model, not a curated record. NCBI's taxonomy places the organism in Eukaryota, Viridiplantae, Streptophyta, Magnoliopsida, Rosales, Rosaceae. The coding region runs from base 128 to 1954 and encodes 608 amino acids.